This is a messenger RNA of Penicillium samsonianum, 444 nucleotides long. RefSeq lists its product as uncharacterized. The transcript has 3 exons. Lineage: Eukaryota; Fungi; Ascomycota; Eurotiomycetes; Eurotiales; Aspergillaceae. The record is from RefSeq and is a predicted model, not a curated record. Bases 1 to 444 code for a protein of 147 amino acids.
AUGAGAUACCAAGCCAGUAUAUACCGUUGGAUUGGACCACAUAACAGACUUGUUCAGAUGCUAGGUCAUUAUAGGAAAAGUUUUAUCAUCUACCGCGAUAUUAAACCGCGAGAUCUUCUGUCAGGUACGACUUUCAAUCUCCAUGUUAUCGUUAAUUUCUCUAGUUAUUCCUUAGAUAGUUCAAAGCCAGCCUCUGGUGAAGGAACCUGUUCUUUUCUUCCACGGCAUUGGAGAGAUCAACUAAUACUGCACACAGAUAUUUUCGCAACUACCCCUAUGAAGAGUUUCCAAGUGAUGAGGUUGGAUGUCUUUUUACCCAGAAAAGUUCCCAAUAUAUCUAGUACCUUGAUAUGGAAACUAUGGUUAUUCAGCGGAUGUGCAAACCUUCAAGGUUGGAACCUUGGAACUGCCCGGGCUAUUAUUUUCUCACACAGUCAACGCUAA